Messenger RNA from Medicago truncatula (barrel medic), 987 nucleotides. RefSeq names its product NAC domain-containing protein 83. Gene Ontology annotation, molecular function: DNA binding. The coding region runs from base 117 to 842 and encodes 241 amino acids. The record is from RefSeq and is a predicted model, not a curated record. The transcript is spliced from 3 exons. Gene Ontology annotation, biological process: regulation of DNA-templated transcription. NCBI's taxonomy places the organism in Eukaryota, Viridiplantae, Streptophyta, Magnoliopsida, Fabales, Fabaceae.
ACCUGUUAUAUAUAAAUACACUCAUGCAAGUAUAUACAUAUUCGUUAAAGUGCCUAUCUUCAGCCUCAUACUCAAACCGAUCAAAAUCAAGAGUUUGAGGAGAAAGUUUUAAGCAAAUGGAAAAGCUGAAUUUUGUGAAAAAUGGAGUAAGCAAAUUGCCUCCUGGUUUUUGUUUUCAGCCAACGGACGAAGAGCUUGUCUUUCAUUACUUGAAAUGUAAGAUCUUCUCUUAUCAAUUGCCUGCUUCCAUUAUUCCUGAGAUCAAUGUCUGCAAGUUUGAUCCUUGGGAUUUGCCAGGAAAUUGUGGUGAGCAAGAUAAGUAUUUCUUCAGCAGCAAGGAAGCCAAGUAUCGAAAUAGCAAUCGCAUGAACAGAACAACCAGCUCUGGUUAUUGGAAGGCAACAGGAUCAGACAAGAAAGUUAGUGUUUCUUCAUCACUAAGUAAUGGAAUCGCGGGAAUAAGAAAAAGUCUUGUAUUUUAUCAAGGAAAAUCUCCAAAUGGAUCUCGAACUCAUUGGAUCAUGCAUGAAUAUCGCCUAGUUAGCUUAGGAACUACCGCUUGCAAUCAGUUGCAGAACUAUGCAAACGAGAUAGGGAAUUGGGUUUUGUGUCGUAUAUUCACAAAGAAAAGAAGUAAUAUAGAAAACGGUUACAUGAUGAAGAGCAAUAUAGUGAUGAAUACUAAUGUUGAGGUAGCUCAGCCAAGAUUCUUUGAUUUUAUGAGGGUACACAACUUAGCUUCGGACCCUACUACUCAUUUUUCUAUAUCGUCGUCUUGUUCGAGUUCCAGUGAGGUCUCUUCAUCAGAAGAACGAUGCAGCGAUAUAUAUACUGAUUUUUAGUUACAUUCCUUUUAUCUGCAAAGUUAAUUGUUUAUGUCUAUUGAGGAAAAUGGAUCACAUGCUUGAGAAUUGUUACUCUGAUUUGCUCCUAUAAAGAAGUUAUUGGAAUGCCUCGCAAGAGGAUCCACUCCAUACUUAUUCCAUA